This is a messenger RNA of Closterium sp. Yama58-4, 1857 nucleotides long. The record is from the annotation of a GenBank genome assembly. Lineage: Eukaryota; Viridiplantae; Streptophyta; Zygnematophyceae; Desmidiales; Closteriaceae.
AUGGCUCCUGGAGAGCUGACCAAUCGCGAUGGUGCAGAUUCCGCCUUCCCCACUCACACAGACGCAGCCGAGUCGCGCAGCAGUGUCACAACAGAGACCGUUGACGGCGAGACUCGCGUCAACGAGGGUCUUCGCCUUAGGAAGCUGCGGCUCGGCAAAGACGACCAGAAACGACAAACUCUCCACGUGCCUAGGCCGCACAUGCGCUCCGCGGCGGACUCCGCGAAUUCAUCCUCGUUACAAGCAACCCCAGAACCGGUGUCGCCCGUCGGCCGACUGUUCUUGGACGACGGUUUCUACACGACGAUUCUAUGCGUGCUGGAGUUUAAGAACGAAAUGGAGAUUAAAGAGCUAAGGGACAUCCUGCAGCACACGCUACUGCAACACCCGCGCUUCCACAGCCGCCUGGUCUCUAGCCCUGGUGGCGUGCCAGCGUGGGUGCUCAUGGAUGCUGCUGACGUGGAUCUAGAGUACCAUGUCGUGGAAGAGGGAGCUGCUGACGUGGAUACGUCUCAGUGCCACUCUCUGCCUCCGUUCGAUCCCAACCGUCCGCUCUGGCAGGUGCAUCUCAUUCACCUGCCAGCUGGCAGCCGUCCAGGCGAGCCACCUCAGCGCCACUCUGCAGCUGUGUUCAGGAUCCAUCAUGCACUGGGCGACGGAAUAUCUCUCAUGUCUCUCCUCCUGGCCGCCACCCGCCAAACCAACAAUCCGGACCUUCUUCCGAGCCUACCGGGGAGCUUGGGUGCGUCCGCCAGGCAAAAGAGCAGCAGCAGCAACGGCAGUAACGGCAUCAACGGGGGAAGCAGCAAGGAGAAAGAGGCACCGGCAGAAGUUUCCAGGAAACCGAGGUCGUUCCGAGGGUUAUUGGCGCUGCUGUGGGCUGCGCUUGUGCAUGUGGUGCUGGCUGUGUGGCGGGCAGUGCAAUUGGCUGUCAACACAACAACGCAGAUCAUCGAGUACCUGUCAAUGCUUGUGUGGGUUGCCGACACACCAACGCCCAUCAAGGGAGGGCCCCACCUGCACGGCCACGCCCUGCCGCGCUGCUUCGCCGUAUCGGAUGAAAUGAGCCUGGAGGAUGUUUCAGCCAUACGCAAGACAGUGAACGGCGCGACGGUCAAUGACGUCAUGCUGACGGUGAUCUCAGGUGGAAUAGAGCGCUACCUUGCUCUUGUCAGCUCCACAAACGGAGGGUCUCCAUUGCCUCUCCGGCUGCGGGUCAGUGCAUUGGCGCUUUUCAACCUGCGACCAGCACCGGGCCUGCAGGAACUGAGUGAGCUUAUGGCCGGGCAGAGAUCUCAAGCACGGUGGGGCAACCACCUUGGGAAUAUCCUGCUGCCACUGCCUAUCUUCAGCAGAGUGCAGGGACGGAACUACCGGCCGAGCCAACAAAGCGAUUCAAACAAGCCAAGCUGCAGGGGGGGAGAGGGGGAAUGCGAGGGGAGAGGGACGAAGGAGGAGGUGGAGAGGCUGGGAGCAGUGAGGGCGCUGUGUGCUUCGAGGAAGGACUCUCUGAUGGCCCAUUGGACGUACCUGAACGGGCGUUUAUUGAUGCCACUCGUGGGAUGCAAGCCAGUAGCAGCACUCACGCGGCGCAGUUUGGAUCAAACCACCCUAUCGCUCUCCAAUGUGGUGGGGCCUCUAGAGGAGGUGGCACUGCACGGCCAUCCCAUCUCUGCCAUCCUUCCUUCUGUCUACGGCAGUAACCAUGCACUAACCUGUCACAUCCAAACGUACAAGGGUGCUGCUCGCAUAGUCGUGUCUGGCGUGAAGCAGCAUGUGCCCAACCCACACCUGCUCUGCCAGUGCUUCUUAGAGGCCUUUCAGCAACUCAAAGAAGAGGCAAAGACGACCGUCUAG